AUGUUGUCCACUGUCUUUGAAGUCGGGAAACCGACUUUCCCGCCGCGCUCCUUGACGCGCCCAUGGAUCUCGAGGUCCACUCGAAACGCCCGGCAGGUCGAGCGUCAGUUAGAACGGGAAGAUGAAGAUCCCGAACUACGCAUGCCCGACAAACCUUCGCUGGUCAUCAUCAUCAUGACCAAUAUACUCUCACAAACGAGCAACUUCAUCGUGGUGUCAUCUGGCCCUCAAUAUGCGGCCCAUCUCGGAGGCACAAACACGUUCGCCGGUCUCAUCAUCGGUAUACCGAUCUUGACGUCCGGAAUGGCCCUUGUACCCUUCGUACGGUAUGACCGAAGUCUUUACAAGAUACCUCUCCUCAUUAGCUGCGUUGCCGCCGUGGUUGGGAACGUCCUCUACGGCCUUGCGUACCGAGCCAACUACCUCUACCUGAUCCUCAUCGGCCGCAUGGUCCUCGGCAUCGCCUUCACGAACUUCCUCUAUACGAAGCGCUUCUUUUCGGACCGCCGUGUCACGGGUAUACGCAGGAGAACGACGCUCGCCAGCUGGCUUGUCAUCGGUCAAAGCGUUGGGUUCACUGUAGGACCAUUUGUCGGCGGUCUGCUGUACAAGAUCGGCUUCUCGAACAGCGUGUUCAAUGGUUUCACGAGUCCUGGGUGGAUUAUGGCGACUGUAUGGACGCUCUUCGGGUUGGCCACACUGUUCUGGUUCAAAGAAGUGCCCAGGCAGCUUCCGGUCGAACAGGCACUACCUCUACAACACAUGUCAUUACAACCCGGCACCAAAGAGGAGCAGGGUGCAGAGCAGGCCGGGAGGUCGAAAUCGAGCAUCGAGAUCGCGGGCCGCUCAUCUCAUGAGCAGCCACAUUCGAGCGCGCAACCCGAGCUUGAGACCCCCAGCUACCGUCCUACACGUCAACAGUGGGCAGUGAUAGCGACCAUGUGUUGGUUUGCCAUGACAUGCUUCUUCGUCUUGGGCGCCUGGGAGUCAUUCAUCCCGAUCUACACCGCACGCGCCUUCGACAGCUCCCCCUUUGCAGCCGGCAACCUUAUCGCGCUGGGUGGACUCUGCACCUUCCCCUUCAUGCUCGCCAACAUCCGCUUCUCGCGACGCGUGCAAGACCGCCAGAUCCUUGCUGUUGGAUCAGGAGUCGGCCUUGCAGGAUUGCUCAUGACGAUAGCGCUCUUCGCCGCGGACAGGAUGAAGUUUUGGUCGUUGUUCGGGUGUUGGUUCCUCGUUGCGCUGGGGUUCAACCUCGCUAGCACGGUCACGCUUAGCUUGCUCUCGAAGCAGAUGCCCCAUCACUGGAACGGAAGGAUAUCGCUGAUCAUCCAGUACAGCAACUUCUCAGGAAGAGUGUCAGGCGCGGUGUGGGGUGGAGCGGGCGUAAGCGUCGGGUUGAAGAGCUAUGUUGGGUUGCAGCUUGCACUGAUUGGGAUCGGCGGGGUGAUGUUCUUGACAUUGUGGAGGGAGCUGAAGGCAAAGAAAGGGUAA
This is a messenger RNA of Peniophora sp. CBMAI 1063, 1494 nucleotides long. NCBI's taxonomy places the organism in Eukaryota, Fungi, Basidiomycota, Agaricomycetes, Russulales, Peniophoraceae. The record is from the annotation of a GenBank genome assembly.